GAGUUUUUACAGUAAAAAAAAUUAUUUUGAUCCCCACAACGAGGAACAUUGUCCGUUCUUCGUUAAUAUUGAGGCUACAUUUUAAGCGAACAUAUGUUAAUUCGUUAUUAUCGAGGCUUCAUGUGCAAGAGUGUGGAGCUCAGUUGUAGAUGGACCCUUUGGAGGCACAGGUCAGCUACCUUAAUAGAUGGAAUUGGAUUCGUGUAUGGAAAUGUGGCAAGUGUCCAACAUGGUGGAACUGGAGGAUAUGUUUCCUCUUGUAAUUGGAAAUCAGAUGACAAGGUUCUCACUGUUAAGGGCCAAGGUGGUGCAUAUUUGUACCAGAUAGAAUUAAUUACAGAGAGUGGUGUUAGGUGUGGACCUUAUGGUGGUGGAGGUGGAAGUGCCUGGACUUCUAGCCGUCCUGGCUGUGUACUAAAGUACUUUUCAG
Eurytemora carolleeae is the source of this 430-nucleotide messenger RNA. Its product is annotated as zymogen granule membrane protein 16. NCBI's taxonomy places the organism in Eukaryota, Metazoa, Arthropoda, Copepoda, Calanoida, Temoridae. The record is from RefSeq and is a predicted model, not a curated record.